Messenger RNA from Colletotrichum orchidophilum, 1089 nucleotides. RefSeq lists its product as uncharacterized. The coding region runs from base 1 to 1089 and encodes 362 amino acids. The transcript has 2 exons. The record is from RefSeq and is a predicted model, not a curated record. Lineage: Eukaryota; Fungi; Ascomycota; Sordariomycetes; Glomerellales; Glomerellaceae.
AUGAUCUCCCAUGACUCUGUGACCUAUCGCCUAGUCCUGAUUGGGACACACUGGAGAGUCGUGCAAGUCGUCGGAAUUUCCAGACUUUUACCUCUGAGCGACUCUCUCCAACAACGGCAAAGAAUCCCGAGAUCCACGGUGGCCAUCCUUGUUAGUCCAACGCUUCUUCCACACCUUCAUCUUCAUACCGCUUGCCAACUCUACGACUCCACGCCAAGCGCAUCCCUGGAUGGCCAGAAACGUUGCAACGUGACGGCACCCUGCGUCUCUGCCACUCUUGGUUUCUUCCGGCGGCAAAGCUUAAACCCUUUUCCCCUGGUCACAUCCGUACCUCGAACGCCUCUGGCCCCGCCGCCUUCACCAUGGGAUUUGCAAACUAUUUUUGAUUAUUUCCUCUUUUGGCACUUGGCUGCCACCCAGAGCUCGACGCCCCUUGCCAACGCCAACCGACGCCAUUCCCGCUCAAUGCAGGACGUCUCCAUCCCCGCGGACCUCCCCUCACCGUCCACUGCGUCCCGGCCUUCUCCCGAGAUUCUUGGCUUCGGGGCCUUCGAUUCGCCCAGAACGAACAGGUCUGACAUCAAUCUUGGCCACGAGCUGCUGGCUUACCCAUGCUUCCCAAGCAACCCCGCGGGAUCUGGAUGGUCCCUACGUGUUCCAGCAUGCCACGGCAGCUGCCAGUUUCAAGCUCAGACCAUCAGGCAUACACGACGCUCUUCCAAAUGGAACGCCGUCUGCGGGGAGCCCGUGAGCAUUACCAAGUUCAGCAUCAGGCGUCCGCGAUAUCAAAGUUGCCAGCAAGCCGCGGACCAUGUGGAACCAACGAAAUGGAAUCGCGAAAUGUGUCCGAUUGCUUUCAGCCUGGAUCGCAUGCUACUGUCCCAGCCAAGCCAAGCCAGCCAGAUCCCGCCGCCACAAACACGGCAUCUACACUAUCAAGUCGGGUAUUCACAGAUCGUAAACCGAGCGAAAUCCAAGUCCGGAGGACGUGUUCAGUCCAGCCCCAUGCACCGAGUCUAUCGUGAUCCAUAUCCAAUCCUGGUGAGAGGCGACCCCUCUCGUGUGUCUCGCCAGCAGGACUUAUCGUAA